This is a messenger RNA of Arctia plantaginis, 363 nucleotides long. NCBI's taxonomy places the organism in Eukaryota, Metazoa, Arthropoda, Insecta, Lepidoptera, Erebidae. The record is from the annotation of a GenBank genome assembly.
AUGGGAGAUAGCAGUGAUUCUGAAGAGUUUUACGACGCUGAGGAGUUCACACCCAUCAAAGGUUCUAAAAGAUCAUCACUAUGCAAGAACAUCAACGUGACAGCAAGCAGUGGAGUAACAGAGAAGGAGAAGUCUCAGAAAGUGGAGUCGGUUGCCCCAGGCACUGGGGCUUCAAGCACUCCAGCUAAUGAUGUUCCACCUGUCGAAGAUGAUAGGACAACAGUUAAAAGUGUGGUGCAAGGUCGGCGAAGGUUCCAGGAACUUCGCCGCUGCAUGCAAACUGAGGAGGAUGACGAAGGGGUGACAGAUGCUGCUGGUUCUGCUGACCAGCAGACAUUCACGCUCGAACAUCCUUUCAAGUAA